AUGGCUACCAAGAAGGAUAACUCACAGAGCUUGCGGGUUCAUUUCGGGGGGCUGGAUGACGAGUACGAGGUAACGAAGCAGCUGGGAGAGGGAGCGUACGGCGUGGUAGCAGCAGCAAGACACAAGGCCACCAACACCAAAGUUGCCAUCAAGAAGAUCAAGGAUGCCGUGGAGGACAAGGACCAGGGGAAGCUGCUGCUGCGAGAACUGAAACUUUUGCGCCACUUCCGCGGCCACGAGAACAUAAUCUGCAUCAAGGACAUCAUCGAGAGACCGGAAGGCAAGAGCAAGUUCAAGGACAUCUUCAUAGUCACCGACCUGAUGGAUACUGACCUGCACAAGAUCAUCCGGUCCUCCCAGCCCCUGUCGGAUGAUCAUGUACGAUACUUCGUCUACCAGAUCGUGCGAGGGCUCAAGUUCAUUCACUCUGCCAACGUGAUGCAUCGCGACCUGAAGCCGAACAACCUCCUUGUCAACGCCAACUGCGAUCUCAAGAUCUGCGACCUCGGCCUCGCACGCCUCUCUGCCGAGCUGGAAAACUCCUUCUCCAUGACAGUCUAUGUGGUCACCCGAUGGUACCGCGCCCCUGAGCUCCUGCUGGGGAAGCGAGAUUACGACAAGUCCAUCGACAUGUGGGCUGUUGGGUGCAUCCUAGCAGAGCUGCUCGGACGAAAGGCUCUGUUUCCCGGAAGAGACUACGUGGACAUGCUCAAACGGCAGAUCGCUAAGAUAGGAAAUCCCCCCAUUGAGGAUCAGCAACACGUCUCUGAGAAGGCGAAGAAUUUUCUUGCAGGUUUUCCCAAGGAAACUCCACCGGGAUGGAAGCACGAGUUCCCUAACGCCUCCUCUCAAGCUCUCGACCUCCUCGACAGUCUCCUCCAAUUUAACCCGAGAAAACGGCUGACAGCAGCACAGGCAUUGUCACAUCCUUACAUGGCAGAACUGCACGAUCCUACCGACGAGCCCGAAUGCGACCAGGUUGGAGUUCGACUUUGA
Molecule: messenger RNA, 996 nt
Organism: Guillardia theta CCMP2712
Lineage: Eukaryota; Cryptophyceae; Pyrenomonadales; Geminigeraceae
Exons: 4
Coding region: 1-996 (331 amino acids)
Biological process (GO): intracellular signal transduction; protein phosphorylation
Cellular component (GO): cytoplasm; nucleus
Molecular function (GO): ATP binding; protein serine/threonine kinase activity
Source: RefSeq, a predicted model, not a curated record